AUGAAGUUUAUGUCUCGAGAUUGGAUGGUUUUAUCAGCAAUAUUAAUACUAGUGUUGAUGUUAAACACACCGUGUUCUUCAGCGAUUUCUGAAAAUAAUGAAAACAAUAUUAAAACGACCGUUUUUUAUUCACCUAAAAUUGAAUUAAGUCCGGGAUUUAUUUCAAACAAAGUAUAUUAUGAUGUUGAUUUUCCAAGAGGUCACAUUGCACUAAAAAGUUUUCAUGCCGAACUAGUCGAUGAAUCAGGAAAUUCAGUACCUCUCCAAGAAACAUAUCUUCACCAUUGGAUUGUUGAAAAAUACCAACAACCUAAGAAUGUACCAAACAAUUACCAAACAGAUAAUAUUAUCAUGGUAAGAAAUAGUGGAUUAUGUCAAGAUAAUCUUCUAGGACAAUACUAUGGUCUUGGAGCUGAAACAAGAGGCACAAAAACAUAUAUUCCUGAUCCUUAUGGAGUAGAAAUUGGUAAUCCAGAAGAAAUUCCAAAAGGGUAUGAUGAGAAAUGGAUGAUCAAUGUUCAUGCAAUUGAUACAAGAGGUGUAGAAGAUAGAAUGGGGUGCAUUGAGUGUAAAUGUGAUUUGUAUAAUGUUACAAUAAAUGCUGUAAAUGGAAAGCCUUUGGAUCCAAACUAUAAAGGAGGGUUAGGAUGUUGUCCUGAUAAUGGUCAAUGUAGAAUGAAGAAAGGUUAUUUUUUGGGUCCUAAACAUAUCAUAUACUUAAAAUACACAAUUAUGUGGGUUCAUUGGGAUGAAUAUGUGGUGCCUGUUAAGAUCUAUAUACUUGAUGUUACUGAUAGCUGGAAAAGAUCAAAUGAAACUAAUGGAAUGAGCAUAGAGCAUAAUUGCAUGGUUGAAUAUCUAGUUGAAGCUUGCAGCAAAAGCCAUGGUUGUGUUGAUGUUAAGAGAGCAAGUGUUCCUAUAAAAGAGGGUGGUUAUAUCAUCUAUAGUGUUGGUCAUCAACAUGUAGGUGCUAUUAGAUCAACUCUAUAUGGUCAGGAUGGGAGGGUUAUAUGCAAUUCAUAUCCAAAAUAUGGAACUGGAAAGGAAGCAGGAAAUGAGAAAGGGUAUAUUGUAGCAAUGUCUGCUUGUUACCCUAAACCAGGUUCUAUCAAGUUAUUUGAUGGUGAAAUUUUAAAGUUAACAACUAUCUACAACAACAGCAUGAUGCAUACUGGAGUAAUGGGACAUUUCUAUUUCUUGGUAGCAGAAAAACUAGCACAACAUCAUCAUAUCAACAUGAAAUUUGUAUCACAAAAUUGGAAGCUUUCAUGGACAAUACUGGUACUAGUGUUUCUGUCAAGCACAUCAUUCUCAUCAGCUGGUAUUAGAACAAAUAUUCAAACAAAAGUUUUUAUGUCUCCCAAGAUUGAGCUAAGUCCAGGAUCUGUUUCAAACAAAAUAUACCAUGAUGUUGAUUUUCCUAGAGGUCAUAUUUCACUCAAGAGUUUGACUGCUGAACUGGUCGAUGAAUCGGGGAAAUCAGUACCUCUCCAUCAAACUUAUCUACACCAUUGGGUUGCCGUACGAUACCAUCAACCUAUAAACGCGACAAACAAUAGCCAAAACGGUAUUGUUUUUGUAAGAAAUAGUGGUUUCUGUCAAGACAGUGUUUUUGGACAAUACUAUGGUCUUGGAUCUGAAACAAGAGGCACAAAAACAUAUAUUCCAGAUCCUUAUGGAAUUGAAGUUGGUAAUCCUGAUGAAAUUCCUAAAGGGUAUGAGGAAAAGUGGUUGGUUAAUGUUCAUGCUAUUGAUACAAGAGGUGCGGAAGAUAGAAUGGGAUGCACUGAGUGUAAAUGUGAUUUGUACAAUGUUACGGCAAAUUUGAGUCCAGAUUAUAAAGAUGGUUUGCAGUGUUGUCCUGAUAAUGGUAACUGUAAGCUGAUGAAAGGGUUCUUAGGCUUAAAACAAAAGCUUUAUUUGAAAUACACAGUUAUGUGGAUCAAUUGGGAAGAGUUUAUGGUACCUGUCAAGAUUUAUAUAUUUGAUGUAACUGAUACUUUGAAGAUUUCAGAUAAGUCCAAAGGAAUGAGUCUAAAGCAUGAUUGCAAGAUUGAGUAUGAAGUUGAACCUUGCAGCACAAGUCAUCUGAAUGGUAGCAGCUGCGUUGAUGUCAAGAGAACAAGCUUCCCGAUGCAAACCGGUGGUUAUGUCGUCUAUGGAGUCGGUCAUCAGAACGCAGGCGCAGUUGGAUUAACUUUAUAUGGACAAGAUGGGAGGGCUAUAUGCACUUCAAUCCCAAAAUAUGGAAAAGGAAAAGGAGCAGGAAAUGAGAAAGGUUAUAUUGUAGGAAUGUCCACUUGUUACCCUAAACCAGGUUCCAUCAAGAUAUUUGAUGGUGAAACCUUAACUCUAGAGGCUAACCACAGUAGCAGUAUAAGGCAUUCUGGUGUAAUGGUAAUGGGACUUUUCUAUUUCUUGGUGGCAGAAAAGCUACCAUAACACCAUGUCUAAUGUUCUUAUCAUUCUUUGAAGGCAAAAUUUGAAUAUUUGAAUUUCUGUUUGAUUUUUUAUAUCAUUUAGUUGUUUAUGUAUUAUGUUGUAUUCUGUUUACAAUUUAAGUUAACAAUUGAUAGGUU
Lathyrus oleraceus (garden pea) is the source of this 2579-nucleotide messenger RNA. RefSeq lists its product as uncharacterized. The record is from RefSeq and is a predicted model, not a curated record. Lineage: Eukaryota; Viridiplantae; Streptophyta; Magnoliopsida; Fabales; Fabaceae. Bases 1 to 2442 code for a protein of 813 amino acids. The transcript is spliced from 9 exons.